AUGUCAGGCCUUCUUCCCCAUCCUACGGGAGCCCGUGAUGGUGGAGAGACAAGCAGCUCUAAUGUUAAACCCUCAGAGAAUGGUGCUGGUUCACCGCUCAAACCUAGAAAAUCCUCAGACCGGAGGAUAGUUUUUGGAACACCAACCUCGCAGCUUUCCAGCACUACAGAUUUACCCAGCCAGGCCAAACCAGACGAAAGCAGGCCCAAUGUCGGUGCUUAUUUGGGCAUGACACCUGUGAGGGAUUCUGUUGGAAACUUGCUACAACAGCAGCAAAACCGUGAGGAGGGUACUCGCUUUUCUGAAGAUGUUCAACGUUAUCCGCCGCCGGGCCACGAAAGUGCUCAGCCGGACGAGAGAGAUAGAGAGGGGGAAGGGAGGACAAGGCAUCGAUGGAAUUCUGCUCGAUCCAAGUUUGGGAAUGUGUUGGAAGCUUUAUCCAGAGAUAACCUCAAUAUGUCCUCACAUCAGGGCACAGGUCAUCAUUCUCCAGCUCCUCCGCACCCGACUGCUGCCACAUCUUUGGCAAGCACAGCUCCACCACACGUCCCGGAAACAUCCUCUGGGAGCACAGCCAAACACUCCAGCCCGUCGAGAUUCUCGAGCAAAUUGGCAUCAUGGAGACACCAUCACCGGAAAGGACGAGGUAGAGAAUCGUUGGAAGAGGAACAUGAAGGGAUCGAGUUUACAGCAGCAGCUGAACAGCUUAGAUCGUCUUCCUCACCUCCUACCCAGAGAUUUAGGACUCGAGUCAAUCGAUUUUUACGGUCUGGAAAACAUCACGCAAGCUCAACGGCAUCACCUGCUUCGAGUGCUGCUGCUGCUGCAGGCUCCGAGCCUGGACACCCAGAAUCACUAUCCACCCGCACUCCCGCUCAUACGCCCCCGUAUGUUUCCUCAGGACAGUCGUCUACAGCUCGUGGCUCCAGCCAUGGAUCCGGGUUUAGGGAAGCUGUGCGAAGAGGGGUCGCUUCCGCACGGACCAUUGAAACCGAACCCCCGGAAAGACCACAAACAGUCCCGCUAGAAAGACGUGACGAGAGCAAGGGGGCUUGGAUUAGUCCUGGCGGAUCUGAGUUUGCACUCAAUAGCAAACCAGGACGCGAUUUCCUUCCAUCCGAGGCAACGAAUGUGGAGCCCAACUAUGCCGCCCCACCAAAGGUCACCGAAAAUUCCACUCCGGAUGGGUGGCGAGAGAGAGAUUUUGAACAGGUUUCCAUGAUACAGUCCCCUCCCCCUUUGUCCCCCCCAGGAAUGGAAGAGUCGCCGCCGAUCUCUCCGUGGAUAAAGGCAUCAGAUGGAACAAAGGAAUGGUUGAAGUUGACUUCAGAGGAAACUCCCUUCUUUCUACCGGAGAUCGAUCCAAUAGCCCCGCUUUCAGUUGGAGGAAUGGUGAAUCGGGAGUAUUCUAUGACCCCGAAACGCUCCAGUGGUGGGCAGAAUCUCUCGGACAUCUACUGGGCGGUAGAGCAGGGCUCGGGUUCGAACAGAGUUGACGAAGGGCAGGCUAUCGACAAAGGAAAAGGAAAGGCUGUGAUGAGCGAUACUGACCGCCUUGAGCUCCCGGGGAAUAGUCGUUUUUAUGUGGACACUAGUGGAAAGUCGAUAGAGGUUCUGGAAGAGGAGAAGAGAAGAAAAAGCAGGGAUACUGGCAUCAUGGGUCUUGACCCGGAAGUGAAUCACCGAAGUGAUGCCCCCUCAGGCUCGGGCUCUAGAGUGGAAGAUGAAGACGUGUGCCCGACAGAGCCAUCACCAUCAUCUAACGAGCCGGACGCGAGUCCCUGCACAGCUUCGUCGAGCUCAACAGAACAGCCAUCCGGCUCAACGCCAACAUUUCCACGCCUAGCCUCGACACACAUGCAGGCGGCCACCACCACCACCGCCUCCACCGCCACAACAACACGCACUACGACCGCCAGCAGCACGAACCCUUCCGCUUCUUCUUCUGUCUCCCCUCCUAAUAUUUCUCCCUGCCAGUAUCAGAUGUUAUUGAGCUCGAAGAGACCUUAUCUAUUUGUGUUGCAGGAACUUUCUUCAGGAACAUAUGUUAAGAUUACGCCGCAAAGUAGUUCAAGCCCUGUUUCCAGGAGCAUGAGCACUGUGUCUCGGAGUUAUCCUGAGACACCGGCGGCGAGUCAGACGAGUCCUGGACCUGCAAGGAGUCCGGUCAGUGUGAGGUUUCUCAAUACCAAUGGACUUUUGGCUUGCAAUGCGGAUGAAAACGACGAGGAUAGCGAUGACGAAGGAGUUCUGAGCGAAGGGAGGGGGGGAAUUAAAAAAUAA
Messenger RNA from Morchella sextelata, 2283 nucleotides. RefSeq lists its product as uncharacterized. The record is from RefSeq and is a predicted model, not a curated record. The transcript has 5 exons. Bases 1 to 2283 code for a protein of 760 amino acids. NCBI's taxonomy places the organism in Eukaryota, Fungi, Ascomycota, Pezizomycetes, Pezizales, Morchellaceae.